Molecule: messenger RNA, 1407 nt
Organism: Ficedula albicollis (Collared flycatcher)
Lineage: Eukaryota; Metazoa; Chordata; Aves; Passeriformes; Muscicapidae
Product: protein FAM83D
Exons: 5
Biological process (GO): regulation of ERK1 and ERK2 cascade; regulation of TOR signaling; positive regulation of cell cycle G1/S phase transition
Cellular component (GO): cytosol; mitotic spindle pole
Source: RefSeq, a predicted model, not a curated record
UGCACCUACUUCCCCGAGCGCUCGGACCUGGAGCCGCCGGCGCUGGAGCUGGGCUGGCCGGGCUUCGCCAGCGGCGCCUUCCGCGGGCUGACGCGGGUGGAGGCGCAUUUCCAGCCCGGCUGCGGGGACAGCAUCUACGGCUGCAAGGAGGCGGUGCGGCGGCAGAUCCGCUCCGCCCGGCAGGUGAUUGCCCUUGUGAUGGAUUCCUUCACAGACAUUGAGAUCUUCAGUGACCUUCAGGAUGCCUAUAACAACCGCCAAGUCCCUGUCUACAUCCUUCUUGACCAGGACUUUGUACCCCAUUUCUUGGAAAUGUGCAACAAUUUGGGAGUUUGUCCUGAGCAGGAAAGUAUGAUGAGAGUUCGAACUCUCACAGGAAGCACAUACUACAUGAGGUCUGGUGCCAAAAUUGUCGGGAAAGCCAAGGAGAAGUUCAUGUUAAUUGAUGGCAUUAGAGUGGCAACAGGCUCCUACAGUUUCACAUGGUCUGAUGGGAAGCUGAACAGCAGCAACUUGCUGGUGUUGUCAGGUCAAGUGGUUGAAGACUUUGACCUCCAGUUCAGGAUUCUUUAUGCCCAGUCACUGCCCAUCAGCCCAAAGCGACCGUCCAGCUGCAGGAACAGUGGCAUGUUUGAUCACCUGCUGACCAGAGCAGAAUCCUCUAAAGAAUAUACUGUGGAAGGCAACUUGAGAGCAGAAUUUGCCAGAUUGUCUAGCACUCCAAAGAAACUGCUAGAAAAAACAGAUCAGACUGAAUAUACUCCUGCAGGAAAGCUUUGUACCCUGGGGCAUUCCUGCCUGUGUGAGGAGGAGUCGUUCAGCAAUCAAGUGGCUGCAGCAGAGAAGAAAAGUGCAUCAACUCAAACUGGCCCGUGGGAAGAGAUGGCAGCUGUGACCAAAUGUAACGCAGCCACUCAGGCCAGCGCUGCCACAGCAGACACUGGCACCCAGGCUGCUGUCACAGCCAGAGUGACAGGCACUCAGACAUCAAUUUUGCUGAAGACUGCGGUGACACAGACAAAGGAAGAGGAGGGCACAGAAACACCCCUCCUUCCCAGAAAGCUGUCAAGAGAAGAGUGUUUUCUGUCUGGAAAGGCUGUAUCCAGUUCUAGCCUGCGAUCACUGUCUUCAUCAUCAUCCCAGUGCUCUCUUGCAAGCUCUACAGGCUCGAUAUCCUCUCUCCGGUCCUUCGACUAUUCCAGUAGUCACAGGGCCCAAUAUUUCCAAAAGCUGCACAAAGAGAGGCAGUUGCACUACUCGACGAUCAGGUCGAAGCUGAGCCACAUGGUGGAGGUGCUGUCGCGGCGGGGCCGUGCCCCUGCCGGCUCCCUCCUGAGGCACAGGCGGGACAUCAGUGCCAGCCUGCGCAGCCUCCGCGACGCCUCGCUCUUUGCCCUCAAUAAAUGA